CACGUCAUCGGUGGAAGUUGAACUAGGAGUAUUUAAUGGAGUAAUAAACUUUACGAAGUUAUAUACACUGUCAAUAUAGUACUCAUCUUCACGGAUUGACAAUGACACCAAAAUCAAAGCCAACAAUCUCCUUAAGGUUUAGUAGUACGAGUACUAAAAUUUAUCAAUUCCCCGGCUGAUCGAAACAACUUAUAGCUGCUAAAUGUCUAUGGCUUUUUAACCAAAGAGAACACAUGACAAAAGAUGUUAGUCAAAUUUUAGUACAAGAAAAUAUAUCUGAUGACCUUCUCAACGUUUUGCAUAGGCAAUAUAAUAACGAUCACUCAUCAUUUCUUGUUCCAUUGAAUUGGGAAGGAAGAGAAUGAACAUUUCCUCGGUUUUACCUCUAUUUCUAAUUUUGUGCUACAUAAGUGCCCAACAAUGUUACGCAGGGGAAGCAGAUGUUCUACGUGAAUUUCUCAAGGCUCGGCGAACAAAAACAAGAAAUGUUAUGAGUCAAGGCCUAGCUGUUGCUGAUAAACAGAUAUCAGUGUCAAAAUUCAUAGUGCCACAGGUAGGAUCAAAGAAAAAUGACAAGAUCUCGGCAUUGCCAGGGCAACCAAAAGGCAUCAAUUUUGCACAAUAUUCAGGAUAUGUAACUGUUGAUGCUAAUGCUGGUAGAGCUUUGUUCUAUUACUUUGCAGAAUCAUCUAAUGACCCUUCUACCAAGCCUCUUGUUUUGUGGCUAAAUGGAGGACCUGGUUGCUCUUCAUUCGGGAAUGGAGGGAUGGCGGAACUUGGACCAUUCCGCGUCAAUGAAGACGGAAAAACAUUGUGGCUCAACCCAUUUGCCUGGAACAAAGUGGCAAAUGUCCUGUUUUUAGAAUCACCAGCUGGUGUUGGAUUCUCUUAUUCUAAUACAUCAUCAGAUUAUACCACUGGUGACGAAAAAACUAGACAAGACAGUUUCACAUUUCUCGUCAAUUGGAUGGAAAGAUUCUCAGAAUAUAAAAAUCGCUAUUUCUACAUUAUUGGGGAGAGUUAUGCUGGUCACUAUGUACCUCAACUUGCUCAAUUGAUCUUAUCUCAGAAGAAAACAAAACACAACCUUGUCAUCAACUUGCAAGGAAUAGCUACUGGAAAUGCCCUCCUUGACGAUGAAACAUGGAAUAGUGGUUCAUACGACUUUUAUUGGACACACGCACUAAUAUCAGAUGAAGUCCAUGAUGGAAUUGUCAAGAAUUGCAACUUCUCGACAGAAACGUCUACCUCAGAAGCUUGUGACAAGUACACAAGUGAAGCAGAUUCAUGUCAAGGCAAUAUAUAUAGUUAUAACACAUAUUCCCAACUCUGCAACUCCUCUUCCUAUACUUCCCUUCCUAUAGAUGGAUUUGAUCCAUGCUCAGCUGAUUACGUAGAGAAUUACCUCAACACUGCUGAAGUGCAAAAGGCACUUAAAGUCAGAGAUAUACCCCAUUCCUGGGAGUCUUGCAGUGAUGACAUAGGCGGCUAUUGGCAAGACUCCCCGAAUACUGUUCUACCAAUCUUCCAAGAACUCAUGCAAAGUGGCAUCAGAGUUUGGAUUUAUAGUGGAGACGUAGAUCAUAUUUUGUCUGUAACGACAAGUAGAUAUGCUAUCAACAAAAUCAAAACACCAAUUAAAACGGCAUGGUACCCAUGGUUCUUCAAUGGGGAGGUUGGUGGUUACGCAGUAGAAUACCAGAACUUAACAUUUGUGACGGUCAGAGGAGCAGGACAUCUCGUGCCAAGCUAUCAACCUGGCCGUGCAUUGACCAUGUUCUCGUCCUUCAUCAAUGGCACACUCCCUCCUGUUAUCGUUGAGUUAUCACUCACCAUUUCUUGUUUCAUUAAAUCAGGAAGGAAGAGAAUGAACAUUUCUUCUGUUUUAAGUGUAAUUCUAAUUUUGUGCUACCUAAGUGCCCGACAAUGUUACGCAGGGGAAGUAGAUGUUCUACGAGAAUUUCUCAAGGCUCGAAGGACAAAAACAACAAAUGUUAUUAGCCAAGGCGUAGCGGUUGCUGAGAAACAGAGAUCAGUGUCUGAAUUCAUAGUGCCACAGGUAGGAUCAAAGGAAAAUGACAAGAUCUCGGCAUUGCCAGGGCAACCAAGUGGGAUCAAUUUUGCUCAAUAUUCAGGAUAUGUGACUGUUAAUGCUGAUUCUGGUAGAGCCCUAUUCUAUUACUUGGCAGAAUCAUCUAAUGAUCCUGCUACAAAGCCUCUUGUUUUGUGGCUAAAUGGAGGACCUGGUUGCUCUUCAUUCGGAAAUGGAGGGAUGGUGGAACUUGGACCAUUUCGCGUCAAUAAAGAUGGGAAAACCUUGUGGCUCAAUCAAUUUGCCUGGAACAAUGUGGCAAAUGUCCUGUUUUUAGAAUCACCAGCAGGUGUUGGAUUCUCUUAUUCUAAUACAUCAUCAGAUUAUACUAGUGGAGAUGAAAAGACUAAACGAGACAGUUUCACUUUUCUCGUCAAUUGGAUGGAAAGAUUCCCAGAAUAUAAAAACCGUGAUUUCUAUAUUGUUGGGGAGAGUUAUGCUGGGCACUAUGUUCCCCAACUUGCUCAGCUGAUCUUAUCCCACAAGAAAUCAGAACCCAACCUUGUCAUUAACUUGCAAGGAAUAGCUACUGGAAAUGCCCUCCUCGACGAUGAAACUUCAAACAGUGGUUCAUACGACUUUUAUUGGUCACACGCACUAAUAUCAGAUGAAGUCCAUGAAGGAAUUAUAAAGAAUUGCAACUUUUCAACAGAAACAACUAUCUCAGAAGCUUGUGAUGAAUUCACAAGCGAAGCAGAUUCAUGUCAAGCCAAUUUAUAUGAUUAUAACACAUAUUCCCAGCUCUGCAACUCCUCUGCCUAUACUUCCCUUCCUAUAGAUGGAUUUGAUCCAUGCUCAGCUGAUUACGUAUUUAAUUACCUAAACACUGCUGAAGUGCAAAAGGCACUCAAUGUCAGAGAUAUACCCCAAUCCUGGGAAUCUUGCAGUGGCAUCUCUUGGGAAGACUCCCCACAUACUGUUCUACCAAUCUUUCAAGAGCUCAUGCAAAGUGGCAUUAGAGUUUGGAUUUACAGUGGAGACAUAGAUCAUAUUUUGCCUGUAACGACAAGUAGAUAUGCUAUCGACAAAAUCAAAACACCAAUCAAAACGGCAUGGUACCCCUGGUUCUUCCAAGGAGAGGUUGGUGGUUAUGCUGUAGAAUACCAAAACUUGACAUUCGUGACAGUACGUGGAGCAGGACAUUUCGUGCCAAGCUAUCAACCUGGCCGUGCAUUGACCAUGUUUUCAUCCUUCAUCAAUGGGACACUCCCUCCUCGUUUCAAUUAAACAGAAGAUACAUUGUGAAAAAGGGAUUGCUGGUUUCACAUGGAAUAGAUUUUGUAGAAUUAAUAGUUAUUUCAUUACCGUUGUAUUGUUUGUAUUCGAGCACGAGAGGGCUUAUGAUUCCUUUCUGUAUGUCAAAUUAAAAAUAUGAAAUAUUUAAUUUGGACGAUUUUUGAUGCCUUUUCAUAUGUCUUUCAUCAAAUCUUUCAAGUGUUUAAAUUAGUACUCGAUAUGGUUAAAAUUAUG
Solanum lycopersicum (tomato) is the source of this 3562-nucleotide messenger RNA. Its product is annotated as serine carboxypeptidase 1-like. Gene Ontology annotation, molecular function: serine-type carboxypeptidase activity. NCBI's taxonomy places the organism in Eukaryota, Viridiplantae, Streptophyta, Magnoliopsida, Solanales, Solanaceae. Gene Ontology annotation, cellular component: vacuole. The record is from RefSeq and is a predicted model, not a curated record. Gene Ontology annotation, biological process: proteolysis.